UUUAACGCUUUCGCUGUCAAUUUCAGUUCACCCAUAUGCUCACAUAUGCUCCUCUCGUAGGAUAUAUAUUCUCACUACACUAGCUAAAGUGCACGCACCCACACUGUUUUUUAUAUAGCAUCAUGGUAGGCUACUGUCCGAUCUGUGGGAAGCCCGUCUACUUUGGUGAAAAGAAGAGGUCCUUAGGGAGGGACUACCACCCUCUGUGUCUCAAGUGUCAAAAGUGCAACAGACAGCUCACAGCUGGACAACAUGCUGAGUAUGAUGAGAAGCCAUACUGUUCACACUGCUACCUGAAGAUGUUUGGUCCAAGAGGAAACAGGUGACUGGUGUCGCCAUGGCACAGUGCAGCUCCUUCACAGACACCAGACUGAGCCAACAAGGACAAACGCUGACAUACAAAAGACAUGCCGAGCCUGUUUAUUGGCAUGAUAGACAGAUAUCUAACAGUCCACCCGCUUUAGUUGACUAUCAUAUAUACUCCACAAAAUGAUGUAUUUAUAAAUGUGAUGACCACUUGAUGCCAUGUGUAUGUGAUUGUUCACUUUUAUAAUUUAAUUAAUGUUACAUGCAAAUUGUAAGUCAGUAUUAAUAAAUGCAUUUUUUUUUUUAAACAUGC
Perca flavescens (yellow perch) is the source of this 619-nucleotide messenger RNA. RefSeq names its product cysteine-rich protein 1. Lineage: Eukaryota; Metazoa; Chordata; Actinopteri; Perciformes; Percidae. The transcript has 4 exons. Gene Ontology annotation, molecular function: zinc ion binding. Bases 123 to 326 code for a protein of 67 amino acids. The record is from RefSeq and is a predicted model, not a curated record. Gene Ontology annotation, biological process: intrinsic apoptotic signaling pathway in response to DNA damage; regulation of gene expression.